Molecule: messenger RNA, 3968 nt
Organism: Coniophora puteana RWD-64-598 SS2
Lineage: Eukaryota; Fungi; Basidiomycota; Agaricomycetes; Boletales; Coniophoraceae
Exons: 6
Coding region: 13-2796 (927 amino acids)
Biological process (GO): nuclear migration along microtubule; establishment of spindle localization; mitotic spindle orientation checkpoint signaling
Cellular component (GO): spindle pole body; cell cortex; mating projection tip
Molecular function (GO): microtubule binding
Source: RefSeq, a predicted model, not a curated record
GAUGAGAGCCUCAUGAGCACCCCGCUGUCUCAGUAUCACUCCCCGAUGCCCCUCGACGAUGAUCCAGACGACGACGACCUCAGGAACGUGUCCUUUCCCAGCUCUGCCUCAUCGUCCCGCUCAUCACUCGCCGCCGCUGAUGAAGGGGAUGCCACUAUCGUUCCACGUCCGUCGCCCGCCCAGAAUGGCAAGCGGGAUAGCAUAGUGCCCAGCACCAGCGGCGGCACCAACGACGACAUCCAGAUCCUCGCCCUCUCCACCCGCCUCACAGAGAUCUCAUGCAGCAUAGACGAGAUUGGCGGCAACAUCUACGAGAUCCAGGAACUCCGACAUCGUGUCGCGGCAGGCGGAGACGCCCAGACCGGCGUGAUCGACCAGGCGCUCUCGCGCCUCGACGAGAAGCUCGAGUCGAUCAGCCAGGGCAUAGCCACCGUCAACGACGCCGUCGCCCCGCUGUCUGCGCCCGAUGCUGCCGCGACGGCGGACGAGGCGCGCGCACAGGAGGUUGCGGAGCUGCUUCGCAAGCACGGGGCGCUCGUGCACCAGUGGGAGGCGGCUCAGGACGAGACGGAUGUGCUCAGGGAGGAGCUCAAGGAGGACAAGUGGCUCGUUGUGUUUCGUACGGUGCUUGAGCAGGCGGAUGGGAUGAUGACCAGUCUUGAGAAGGCGGUGACGCGCUGCCAGGAUUUCAUUUGGCAGGUGCAUAAGCUGCAGAAAGAGGAGACACGGUCAAUAUCCACACACACAUCCAUCUCGGAGUAUUCCAAGGUCAACCUUGAGCAAUGCAACUCGCUUAUAUCGUCGUUUGAAGCCAAGAAGAGGCACUAUGUUCCCGCUACCUCAAAGGUGCUCCAGAUCAUGGAGAACGGUGUACAGAACCGCGUUACCAAGAACGGCGAGACGCUUCGGAAGCACAGCGAAUGCAUGUCGCGGUGGAAUGCCCUCAAGGACAAGCUCACCCGCGUCGACCAGAAGAUGGAGUCUGUUCGCCGUUAUCUUGCCCAUGAAGACGACCCGAGCGAAAACUCGAGCGGCACUGCGUCCCAUGGGAAUGGCCGCCACCUCGCCACGCCUGCGAGCGUCCCGGGCAAGAUGAGUCGUGCCUCGAGCCGUGCGAGCACGCUCUCCCGCUCCAUGUCCCCGCUCCGCAAGUUUGCGAAGCGCUUUACGGGCGGCAAGAGUGGUACGCCCUCCACGCCUGCUAGCUCUGCGUCGAUGUCCCGCGAGUCGUCCAUGGACCCGUCACCACCUGAGGGCUCGAGGAUGCUACGGCGCCAGAAGACGUCUCUUUUCUCGAGGAGCCCAGCAAACGGUGGUGGAGGGUUGGCGCCAACUACGCCUGAGAAGGGUCACAAGUCCUCGCACAGUCUCACACCAGAGACAUCGCCUAACGGUCGACGAACGUCGGAUAGAGGGAUUGAGAUGAACAGUACUGUCAAGCAGAGAACCCUCAAGCAGCCGUGGAACAGCUCGACGAAGGUCGAGCACCCGGAUAUCGAGCGUGAGCGCAUCGCGACGAUCCGGGCGACGCCAUCUAAACGACCGUCAGCUCGUUCGGUUCUUACACCAGAGAACGUUGCACUUGUGCCUAGCACACCGUCGCGCAUGGGCCAUCGUAGCGUGUCUCGCUGUUCGAACGCGUCGUCAAGACCGUGGUCACCUAUCACCUCGACCUCGACCUCAUCACACCCAUCCGUCCCCCCUCCCCCGUCCCUAUCUUCCCUAUCUUCCCUUUAUACCCGUCCCCCCUCCUCCCGGUCCCAGACGCCAUACGGCCAGGCCUCCUCCAACGCCGCCCCUCGGCCACGGCCAAACGCACCCUCGCACAUCCCCGCUCCCUCAUCACACGGGCGCGCCGUGUCAUCCACGCAUCCCAGAUCCCCAACAGGCACCGACGCGUUUGACGACCUUGAGUCGCGCGCGUUCUCGCCUACGGGCUCGGUGUACGGUGGUGGCGGCAGCGGCAUUCCGCGGCGCUCGCACACGCCCAGCGGCACACGCGUGCCCCCGCCGCGCCCGCCGAGCCGGUCGAUGAUCCCGCUCCCGAGCGUGCAGGUCUCGGCCGCGAGCCGUCCUGGGUCCGCCAUGUCGCAGUACCAGGGCCAGGGCCAUUCGCCGUACCAGAGCCAGUAUCAGUAUAGGCCCGAGACGCCGUCGGCCGUGCGCGGGCUCGCGGGUCUGAGGUCGGGCGCGCAGACGCCCGAGACGACGUUGCGUGCGCGGGCGGAGCGCGCGUCGAUGUUUGGUGCUGUGAGUCCGAGCCCGAGCCCGCGCCCGAGCCCGCGCCCGAGUCUCGCUGCGGGGCCACCGAGCUCGUUCCGCUCCGCAUCCAACUCCACGUCCACGUCCGCAUCGGGCUCGCGCCCGCCGUCGCGCUCCGGCGCGCUCACACCGUCCUCGUUUGGCCAGCAGCUGCCGCCCGGAAGCGGGGGCGAGCCGCUGCACGUGUAUGUGCCCGGGAACGCGCGGGACCCGCUCGAUGCGGAGGUUGCGGCUGUCGUGAACGGGAUCGGGCACGGGCUGCUCGUGGAGCGCGUGAGCGAGCCGAUGGACGCGCGGACUGCUGCUGCGCUCGCCCGUGCUGGUUCCUCUGGCGCUGGGGUAGGAUCGGGGGCGGGCGAGGAGAUUAGGGCGCAGUACGCGUUCUCGAAUGCGCUCGCGCGCAAGGUCGUGACGUGUAGGCUGACGACGAUGGUGCGUGCGGGGCGGGAGCCGAGUCGCCGCGUGAUGGUGCGUGUGGGUGGGGGGUGGCAGGAUUUGGGGGUGUAUGUGGUUAGUCGGCAGGCGGGGGUGUGAGGAUGCGUUUCUUUUUCGCUGGUGUGGGGUUUCAAAUUUCAGUUGUGGACGGCCGAGGAGGCUUUAUACCAGGGCGCCGAGCGAGCGUAGUUGCAGAGAGGCGUCGUGGUGGCUCGUUCGAGGAUGGACUAGUAGGCAGUUUUGGUUGGGUUAUUCAGAUAUCCGGAGAGGUCAUGCAACGGAAGGAGGUUAUAAUCAUCAUUAGCCUAAUUCAUCCUUCCAUUAUUUUCCUUUCUUUCUCCCUUUUACCCCAUCGUGUGUUGAUUGUUUUCGAUCGAUUCUGCCAUUCGGCUUUUAUUUGGUUAUGCAUGUUACCCCGCGCUUUCUGCAGUUAGUACUCGACCAUCCACCAUCCACAAUCCAACGUACAUACAUACACUUAGUUAGCAUUUCUCGUUCUAAGCAUCCUGGUUACAUUAUGCCUUACAUCCAUUCAUCCCAUACAGCUAGAUUACCGAGCGCUCCGCUUUCAACUGGUCCCAUUCUGGCUACAAUUGUCUUCGCCACUAUUAUUACUGGUUUGAUGCAGGAGAGUAUUGCGUACUAUGGGAAUCAUUGUUUUAGCCAUUGUUAAUACCAGCCGAUAUCCUUAGCAUUAUUUUGCCACUGUACAACACGCAUUGGGAUGGAAGGAAGUUUUAACGGGUCGACAGUUAUUGGUGGAAACAACCGACGAUCACUUCAUGUUUUCAUCCCGCAACGUCAAGAGGAGGAAAUAAUAUUGUUUUUGCCGUAUGUAGCUUGUAUUUAGGGCUCUGCCCCAGUAUAACUAAGCGCUGCUGAAUACAAUAUCAAACCAAAACUGUAGCGAGGACGUCAAAGGUUUCUAUCAUCGUGUGGCUAGAACAGCGACUCGAAAUCGUGCUCGUGCUGACGGUUGAAUAUUUGAGCAGACUGGCGCGCCUGUCGCACGCGUUCCUCGGGUGUCCCGAUAGCGGCCAUGCUCUGCGUGAAGGCGUGGACGUCGGCGGAGAGGAACUGCGAUAGAAAGGAUGCCUCGUCGAGACACGCGUCCGUGGGCGUGGUGCCAGAGGUAGGGGAGUAGCGACCUGUCGCUGUGGCUGGUUUGGGGCCGGCGGACUGACGGGCCUUUCGAAGGCGUUCGGCAGGGGUACCGACGGUGUUCAUGUUUUGCACGAAGGCUUGGACGUCGGCGGAGAGGAGCUGAUGCU